UAGUAUUCGCAGCGUCCGCACCUGUUAACGAAAGACGGGCUGUUAAAGCAAAGAAUCAAAAAACCACAACUACUACUACCGCUAAUCCCGCUACAGCAACGGAUGCCUCAUUAAACGCACAAGGUGUAAAUGGUACUGGAACACCUGAAUGUGGCACUAAUCUUCAAGAUGAUAGCGUACCAACCACUAGUAAUGGUGGACAACUUUGUUCAUAUGAUUCCACACCUGUAGAUAAACUUGGCUCCAAAUAA
Molecule: messenger RNA, 251 nt
Organism: Scutellospora calospora
Lineage: Eukaryota; Fungi; Glomeromycota; Glomeromycetes; Diversisporales; Gigasporaceae
Source: the annotation of a GenBank genome assembly